Aspergillus melleus is the source of this 1110-nucleotide messenger RNA. RefSeq lists its product as uncharacterized. The coding region runs from base 1 to 1110 and encodes 369 amino acids. NCBI's taxonomy places the organism in Eukaryota, Fungi, Ascomycota, Eurotiomycetes, Eurotiales, Aspergillaceae. The transcript has a single exon. Gene Ontology annotation, molecular function: pyridoxal phosphate binding; transaminase activity. Gene Ontology annotation, biological process: biosynthetic process. The record is from RefSeq and is a predicted model, not a curated record.
AUGAAGCCCACAUGGCACGGCCAGCGACAGCUAACGGUUCUGCAUGUUCUUGGCACUAGGAUCGGCCAGAACCCAACGGGCGGUAUUCUCUCCGUCGAACGACGAAAAGAAAUCUAUGCACUCUGCCAACAAUAUGAUAUCGUGAUUAUCGAAGACGAUCCGUACUGGAACCUGCAGUAUCCGUCUGCGAAGAGUCUCGCGGCGAAACACCGCGGCCUGUCGGUCGACCCGUCGCCGACGCGCAAUUACAAUGCCCACGGUCGGUCAUCGGGAUAUCAAUUCCUGGACUCUCUCGUCCCGUCGUAUCUCUCCAUCGACACGGACGGACGCGUCGUCCGCAUCGACACUUUCUCCAAAACCAUCGCGCCGGGAUGUCGCUUGGGAUGGAUCACGGCGCAGCCGGCGAUCAUCGAACGGAUCGCUCGUAUCGCGGAGACGACAACGCAGCAGCCUUCUGGGUUCGUGCAGGCCAUGGUGGCCGAGCUAAUCUUGGGACAGCAGACCGAUGAGACCGCCGCGAAGACCAAGAAGCAGGACGAUCAGGGUUGGCGAAUGGACGGCUGGGUGCGAUGGCUGGAGGGACUGCGAGGAGGGUAUGAGAAGCGCAUGCAGGACAUGUGCAGUGCGCUUGAAGAAGGCAAAUACCUCAUCCAUGCGGGCGACGAUGCGGGAUCCGCGGGCGAAAGUACCUGGGAGGUGGUGGAUAAGGUGCAGCUGUAUGAUUUUGUCUGGCCAGAGGGCGGCAUGUUCGUGUGGAUCAAGGCGGCCUUCGAAACGCAUCCCUUGCAUGGGAAGUACUCGGUCGAGAAGCUGUCUCGCGCAUUCUGGGUGUUCUUGACGCAAGCUCCACAUCUGUCUCUGCUGGCCCCUGGUAGCAUGUUCUCUCCCUCGCAGCAGAUCAAGGAUCGAUCCCAUCCUUACUUCAGACUGUGUUUCUCGGCAGUUCCGGGCGAGGAGGUUCGGAGUAUCACUGAGAGGUUGGUUGGUGGUUUCCGUGCAUUCUGGCAGGUGAAGGACCUGGAUGGUAUUGACGUGGAAGGUGAUGUAUCAGAUGUGCUUCAGUCCUUGCAGGUGGAGAACCUGGGGAAUAUGCUGGGUAUGGGGUGUUAG